Molecule: messenger RNA, 3452 nt
Organism: Loxodonta africana (African savanna elephant)
Lineage: Eukaryota; Metazoa; Chordata; Mammalia; Proboscidea; Elephantidae
Gene: NLRP12
Product: NLR family pyrin domain containing 12
Biological process (GO): negative regulation of canonical NF-kappaB signal transduction; negative regulation of inflammatory response; positive regulation of MHC class I biosynthetic process
Cellular component (GO): cytoplasm
Molecular function (GO): protein binding
Source: RefSeq, a predicted model, not a curated record
GGUGAGAAAGCACUAUUUCAGCAGAAAGACUUGCCUCUCUUAUUCUUACAACCUCAGGCAGCAGGGAGCAAGCCCCAGCCUCUUCUCCUUUCUGCCUGCAAAUGAUCAGAUGGUGGGUAUGUUGGGAUCCCCACUAGUUCUACGUAUAACCAACCUCCUAGUCCCCCGAUCUUCUCCUUCAGGGCCCAUGCUCUGAACCCUGGUCAGGGAUGGCAGAAUGUGUCCUCCACCGCCUGGUCACCUACUUAGAGGAACUUGAGGCUGUGGACCUGAAGAAGUUCAAGUUACACCUGGGGACCGCGGCACAGCUGGGGGAGGACAAGAUACCCUGGGGACGGAUGGAGACCGCUGGCCCCCUGGAAAUGGCCCAGCUGCUUGUGGCCCAUCACGGGUCAGGGGAGGCCUGGCUGCUGGCUCUUAGCGUCUUUGAGCGGAUCAACAGGAAGGACCUAUGGGAGCGAGGGCAAGAGGACCUGGUGAGGGAUGCUCCGCCUGCCGCCCCGCCCUCACUGGAGAGACAGUCAGGACGUCCUGUGGAAGCCUUUCUUAGUACAAGAAAAGAUCCCUGGGAAACCUACCGCAACUAUGUCCGGAGGAAAUUCCUGCUGAUGGAAGACCGCAAUGCACGCCUGGGAGAAUGUGUCAGCCUCAGCCACAGAUACACCCGGCUUCUUCUGGUGAAGGAACACUCAAAUCCCAUGCGGACCCAGGAGAAGCUUCUGGCCACGGGUCGAAGACACUCAAGAACCGUGGACCACCAGGCCAGCCCCAUCUGGGUAGAGACCCUCUUCGAGCCUGACGAGGAGCGGCCUGAGCCACCCCAGACUGUGGUCCUGCAAGGGGCAGCAGGGAUGGGCAAGUCCAUGCUCGCUCACAAGAUGAUGCUUGACUGGGCUGAAGGGAGUCUCUUCCAGGGCAGAUUUGAUUUCCUCUUCUACGUCAACUGCAGGGAGAUGAACCAGAAGGCUGAGUGGAUCCUGCAAGACCUUAUCUCCAGCUGUUGGCCAGAGCAGAACGUGCCUCUCCUGGAGCUUGCCCGGAUUCCCGAACGCCUCCUUUUCAUCAUUGAUGGCUUUGACGAGCUCAAGCCUUCUUUCCACAACCCCCAGAGCCCCAGGUGCUUCUGCUGGCAGGAGAAACAGCCCACAGAACUCCUUCUUAGCAGCCUGAUUCGGAAGAAACUGCUCCCUGAGUUGUCUCUGCUCAUCACCACCCGACCCAUGGCUUUGGAGAAGCUCCACCGCUUGCUGGAGCAUCCCCGGCAUGUGGAGAUCCUGGGUUUCUCUGAGGCUGAGAGGAAAGAGUAUGUCUACAAGUAUUUCCACAGCGUGGAGCAGGCUGGCCAAGUCUUCAACUUCGUGAGAGACAACGAGCCCCUCUUCACCAUGUGCUUUGUUCCCAUGGUGUGUUGGGUGGUUUGCACCUGUCUCAAGCAGCAGCUAGAGGGUGGAAGGCUUGUAAGACAGAUGUCCAGGACCACCACAGCAGUGUAUGUGCUCUACCUUCUGAGUCUGAUGCAACCCAAGCCAGGGACCCCAACCCACCAGACCCCACCCAACCAGAAAGGCCUGUGCUCCUUGGCAGCUGAUGGCCUCUGGAACCAGAAGGUCCUAUUCGAGGAGCAGGACCUCCGGAAACAUGGGCUGGAUGGGGCAGAUGUCUCAGCCUUCCUCAACAUGAACAUCUUCCAGAAGGACAUCAACUGUGAGAAGUUCUACAGCUUCAUCCACUUGAGUUUCCAGGAAUUCUUCGCCGCCAUGUACUAUAUCCUGGGUGGUGGAGAGACUGGGUUGGGUCCAGACAACAACUUGAGCAGAUUGUUGGCUGAGUAUGGGUCAUCGGACAGGAGCUUUUUGGCACCCACUGUCCGCUUUGUGUUUGGACUCCUGAAUAAAGAGAUGAGAAGCUACCUGGAGAAGAAUCUUUGCUGGAAGGUCUCACCUCACAUCAGGAUGGAACUGCUGAAGCGGAUUCAGAGUAAAGCUCAGAGUGAGGGGUCUACACUGCAGCAGGGCUCCUUGGAGUUCUUAAGCUGUUUGUAUGAGAUACAGGAGGAGGAAUUUAUCCAACAGGCCUUGAGCCACUUCCAGGUGGUCACGGUCAGCCACAUGGCCACCAAGAUGGAGCACAUGAUCUCCUCAUUUUGUGUAAAGAACUGCAGGAGUGUCCUCGUGGUGCAUUUGUAUGGGGCGGCCUUCAGUGCAGAUGACGACGAUGGAGCAAAAUGGGCUUUAGGGUCCCAGGCGCCAUUGGCACAGUCACCCGAGAAGAAUAUCCUACCCAAUGCCUACAGUGACGAUCUUGCUGCUGCUCUAUGUACCAACCCUAAUCUGAUAGAGCUGGUUUUGUACCAAAAUGCCCUGGGAAGCCAGGGAGUGAAGCUGUUGUGCCAAGGACUCAGACACCCCAAUUGCAAACUUCAGAACCUGCGGCUGAAGAGGUGCCGAGUCUCCAGUUCAGCCUGUCAGGACCUCGCUGCAGCCCUGACGGUUAACAGGAACCUUCUGAGGGUGGACUUGAGCAGCAACCGUCUUGGGCUGACAGGUGUGAAACUGCUCUGUGAGGGACUCCGGCACCCCAAAUGCCGACUACAGAUGAUCCAGUUGAGGAAGUGUCAACUGGAGGCUGGGGCUUGUCAGGAGAUCUCAUCUGUGCUCAGCAACAACCAACAUCUGAUGGAGUUAGACCUGACAGGCAACGCACUGGAGGAUUUGGGGUUGAGGCUGUUGUGCCAAGGCUUGAAGCACCCAACGUGCCAUCUACAGACCUUGUGGUUGAAGAUUUGCCACCUCACUGCUGUGGCCUGUGAAGACAUGGCUUCCACCCUUAGUGUGAACCAGAGCCUGAGGGAGCUGGACCUGAGCCUGAAUGACCUGGGGGACCCUGGGGUGCUGCUUCUGUGUGAAGGUCUCAGCCACCCCAAGUGCAAACUUCAGACCCUCCGGUUGGGCAUUUGCCGGCUUGGCUCUGCAGCCUGCGAGGGUCUCUCUGCCGUGCUGCAGACCAACCACCACCUCCGAGAGCUGGACCUGAGUUUCAAUGACCUGGGAGACUGGGGCAUGAGGCUGCUGUGUGAGGGGCUGCGCCAUCCCACCUGCCGACUCCAGAAACUGUGGCUGGAUAGCUGUGGCCUCACAGCCAAAGCGUGUGAGGAUCUUUCUUCCAUGCUGGCAGUCAACCAGACCCUGACUGAGCUCUACUUGACCAACAACACCCUGAAGGACACCGGUGUCCGGCUGCUGUGCAAGAGACUGGGUCAUCCUAGCUGCAAACUUCGAGUCCUCUGGUGAGAGAAGCUUCCUGGUUCUCCCUGGAGGAGGCAGGGCAUGGGGCUUGGAGGUUAUUUGGGAUGGACCUGGAUAAAAUGACCCACAGAGCAUUGGCGGCACUUCGCGUGAAGAAGUCUUACUUAGACAUCGGCUGCUGAGUGACCAUACCUGCUGGUACCUUAC